CCAAACUUAUCUGAUGCGACUCUUUCUUCAAAACAUGUUGCUGGUCUUUAAUGGGGGGGUAGAAAAAAAAAAACACAUUGAACCACUCUCAGUAUAGAAGUCGAUUGAUUAUAAUGAGUUACUUUUAUGUAAGAUAAGCAGCGGUCUAGUUUUUUUCGGGGCCAAACUUACCCUCCUCGCUGCGGAAGCGCAGCACCGCCGUCCUGCCGCCGUUUUCAUACUCAACUUCGCAGUCACCACCGUUCGACUUCUUACUCUGAAAGUACUUCACUAACUUGUUUUUGAGUCGUGGUGUGUUGUUUUCUUCGAGCUCGACGCGCAGAGCAUACGAGUACGCGUCCGCCAUCGUCGCUGGCUCUCCGGUACACUCUGCACGGGCUUUACUUUCGCUUUUGUUUCUCAGGAAAUGAAACGGAGACCUUUUUGUUUUUCGACGUCGUUGUCGAGUGCGCGGCCAUGAAACGUUGACGCAGACAGUGCUGCAACUAAAGACUGGACGCGGGUAUGCUGUUAUAUUGUCCAGUGGGUUAUGUGAUAGAGAUGUCGGGUUAAACAGAAGAUUGACUAACAUCCGUGGGGGAGUUCUGGGAGGUCCGCGCCCUGUUUCUUUCGUUUCACUUUCUGCUUUACUCGGUACUUUCCAGCGCGGAUGGAACCAUGGCCAGUAAAUUAGACAUUACUCUUCGUGGGACUUCGUUGAACAUUGUGAGACAAUGUGGCCCUGCUCUGAGUGGCGUCGUUAAAAGCAAGUUUGGAUGCGAGGCCACCAUCGACGGUGUGGAUUUCGAAAGAGAUCCGCGCGCUGCGCAGCAGAGGAGGCCAACCGUCAAGCCAGAGAAAAGAUUUGCCACUACUCUGCAUGGAGGUGUCCAGUUGUCCGUGUGGAGGGAUGAUCUCACCAAUGUCCAGGCAGAUGCUGUCGUGAAUGCUGCUAACGAAGGUCUUCAGCAUUGUGGCGGCCUUGCUCAAGCUCUGUCCGACGCCGGUGGUUCACAAAUCCAGAGAGAGAGUGACAAUUACGUUGCGAACUACGGUCCCUUGAAAACAGGGGAUGCGGUUGUCCUUGGUGCCGGGUCCCUACCGUGCAAGAAGAUUAUUCAUGCUGUGGGCCCCUGCCUACCAAGCUAUCCUUUUAUGUCAGAUGUUAGUCGGUCUCAGUGGCUGUUGGAGAAGGUCAUCUGCAGCAUUCUUGACAAAGUUAAGGAAAACCAGCUGCAGUCCGUUGCCAUUCCUGCCAUAAGCUCUGGUCUGUUCAACUACCCCCUGCCAGAGUGUGCGACCACCAUAGUGAUAACUGUUAAACGCUACUAUGAAAACGCUAUUUUUUCAGCACAUCUCCCCAAAGAGAUCCUCCUUGUGAACAACGACGAGCCCACGGUGGCAGAAAUGGUGCGGGCCUGCCGUCAGAUAUUACCCGACGGCAACAGCAGCGGUGCAGCCAAAACCUCAGCAGGUCCCGUCCAGCUUGGAAACGUCCUCCUGACCCUGAAGACGGGUAAAAUCGAGGAACAGCAGACAGAUGUCAUUGUAAACACCACGUCACCCGGGCGAGACUUGAGCAGCGGUGUGGUCUCCAAAGCGUUAUUGAAGAAAGCCGGCAGAAAAAUGCAAGAAGAAAUUAUUGAGGCUCCUCUGAAAGAAUGUCUCAUCACCACAAAACCCUACAUGCUGCACUGUAAAGAGGUGUUUCAUACCCUUUGCCCUGACAGGGGAAUAGGAGCAGCGGAGAAGAGGAAUUCAUCAGAUAUUCUUUAUAAAUCUGUAUUGGAAUGCUUGUGGCAGGCAGCCGCACAUAAGCACAAGUCAAUCGCCUUUCCUGCCAUCGGCACCGGUGGGCUCGGGUUCAGCAAAAAGGAAUCCGCCCACAUCAUGACACAGGCCGUGGCAGACUUCGACCAGAAGUCCAAAACAAAGAUGGACGUUCAUUUCGUCAUAUUUCCUUCGGACAACGACACAUUUAAGGCUUUUGAGGAGCAAAUGGGAUCUCUCAAGCACAAGGCAUCUCAUCCCGGUUCUGCACAAGCAGCGAACUGGUCUUCACCAGCAGUUGAGCACAGAGAGGGCUUCCUUGGCGGCAGCGCUCCCACACCACAGAUCAGACUGAACGGGCCCUCCAACGAAGCAAAGCGCGAGGCCAAACGGUGGCUCACCGGCCUUCUCUUCAAAUCCUCCGGCCCCGUCAUCAUCUACAACAACUUCAUCCAGCACUUCGGCGAGCAGGAACACCUGCAGCUGUCCCGUCUUGUCAAAGGGGACCUCUCCAUCGAGGAGUUCUUCGAGAACGGCCGCGCCAGCUUGACUGUGAGCGGGGAGCCGGUGGAGGAUGUUGUAGUCGCCGGGUUGCAGGUGGAGGCCAUGCUCUGCAACAUCCAGAAGAAUUUCGCCACGGAGGAAGAGGACUUCAUGCAAGCCGUGUUGACGAAGAGCCUGUCCUUUGGAAGAAAGAUGGUCGACAACACAAGCCCAGAGUUCUUGGACAGAUUGUCUAUCUUCAAAGAAGACGGGCUGUGGCUAUUGCAGAUGGAGAAAGUGGAGAACAUUGCACUGGAGACGCUCUUCGGCCUCAAGAAAAAACAGCUGAGCUGCACCACUCCGCCCCAACAAAUGCUUCAACACAUACCGGCACACUUCUGUGAGAUGGUCAGCCAUAUUGGAUUCCAUGCAGAGUAUGCUCCACCUGAUGGAUCGAGUCCACCUGAAGGGUCCCAACUGGAUUCCACUCAGAAACCAAACAACUUUUUCUUUUUCCUCCUUUUAUUUUUGGUAGGUUCAGUUCAGUUCAGCACGCCACUCAGUUCAGUUAGCCACUCAGUUCAGUACGCCACUUAGUUCAGUUAGCUUAGCACUUCUAGCCUUUUAGCUUAGCACUUUUAGCAGUUCAUUCAGUCAGGUAAAAAAACCUUUAAAUAGAAAAGAAACAGAACCCAUAUUAAAUACACAAAUUAAUUUACACAGGCAAAGUUUUCAUGAUAGCUUGAUUAAAUAAAGCACCAGUGUCAAAUCCUAUAAUCUAACAAUGCCCUUAUAUUAAUAAAUACAGUUAAUGCUAUAUCAUGUACAUUUACAAUACCAUCAGUGAAUAAUUUAACCUCUUAUUACAAGUUACCGCAACCAGAUAAAAACACAUUUGUGGGCAGUCAAUCAUUAAACAACAGCAUUCCAAACCAAAGGGUUAUAGGUGCAUGCACCUGUAAAGAUCACCGUGGCGUGAUGCUAAUGCUAAAAAACUGGUCGGCAGUUCUCUUCACAUCAGCUUCAAAGUCUCAGUUAUUUGCGCAGUGUCAGCUCCCUUACCGGCUGCCUCUCCAGACCUUUCCGACUCGUCAGUCAUGCAGUGACGGCCGCAGAUUUCCACACGAUACGAUCUCGACGGUACUUCCGUGUCCAAUUUUCGGACCGUAUUUUCUGCGACACCGUGUGUUAUUGCGUCUCUGGUUAUAUACCUCCAGGCAGAUUGGUUCCGCCCUGCUUUCCCUCCGAACAGUCACACAGUAUCAAUCCCUUUACUAACGGCUUCAUUUAUUAUUUCAUUUACCAUUAGUUUAAAUUACUUUCAGUUAUUUAUAUUGUUUCUAUUUAUAUAAAAGAAAACCCCUGUUUGACUUGACAAUAGCGCUGCCACAAAUAGCAUCUGAUAAACGUGCAAACAUUAUUUUCCGCCUGGUCAUCAUUUCUAGGGUCUUAAAAACUCAGCAGCUGUUUUCCUUUUGUGU
Anarrhichthys ocellatus (wolf-eel) is the source of this 3713-nucleotide messenger RNA. It is a transcript of the gene parp9, whose product is annotated as poly(ADP-ribose) polymerase family member 9. Gene Ontology annotation, cellular component: nucleus; cytoplasm. The record is from RefSeq and is a predicted model, not a curated record. Gene Ontology annotation, biological process: positive regulation of type II interferon-mediated signaling pathway; protein poly-ADP-ribosylation; negative regulation of gene expression. The coding region runs from base 658 to 2829 and encodes 723 amino acids. Gene Ontology annotation, molecular function: NAD+ poly-ADP-ribosyltransferase activity; transcription corepressor activity; ubiquitin-like protein ligase binding. Lineage: Eukaryota; Metazoa; Chordata; Actinopteri; Perciformes; Anarhichadidae. The transcript is spliced from 8 exons.